Molecule: messenger RNA, 6369 nt
Organism: Trichoplusia ni (cabbage looper)
Lineage: Eukaryota; Metazoa; Arthropoda; Insecta; Lepidoptera; Noctuidae
Gene: Fhos
Product: FH1/FH2 domain-containing protein 3
Exons: 12
Coding region: 440-6298 (1952 amino acids)
Biological process (GO): actin filament network formation; cortical actin cytoskeleton organization
Cellular component (GO): cytoskeleton; cytoplasm
Molecular function (GO): actin filament binding
Source: RefSeq, a predicted model, not a curated record
AGGUACUGUAUAGGAUGUGGUAAUGAAAAAAUAAAACAUUUGCAAAUUGGGAAUCAGUUAAUGGCAUAAAUUAAUCUUGUAAAUGGAUGUAUCUUAAUUUAUAUUGCAGGUAUAGCCUUUGUUAAAAAAACAUUACGUACCGUACGUAAAAUGAUUGGUAUUGAAAUACACCAACAAUAUUUUUAAUGCAUCCCAAAAUGAAUGCUAUAUUUAAAAUAUUUCUCUUAGGCCCUGUCAUACGUACAUCUCCCACGACAAAAGUUAUAAGUAAUUAUUUAUUCCACAAGCACAUAAGGUAUCAGACAACAUUCCUUAUAAUAAUAGCACGAUUAUUUAUUACGGUUUAAAAUUAAAACUAUGAUUAAUUUAAUUACAGAAUUCGCUCGCAUCGGAUCCAAGUUACGCUUCGCUAAUGGAAGAGAGCUGAAUUUUUGGCAAGAUGUCUUUUAGAAACUAUUAUGAUACGCCGACGUACGGUCGCAGUCGAGACACUGGGAGAAGUACAUCGAGCACGACCGCGGACCGGCCGACAACUGUCACUGCGAAGUACCUCAACACAACACCGUCAUACAAGUCGUCGAGCAUUCCUAUCUUAUGCCCAGACCGAGCCACCAAAGAAGAUACCCCGAUCUCGACAAUCGCAAACCGCUAUGCGAGUUACAAUAAAACAGAAAAGCCUGCUGUUACUAAAUACGAUUCCUACAGUGCGAGUAAAGUUGAAAAACCUGCUUCAAAAUAUGAUAACUAUAGUUCAAGUAAAACCGAUAAAUGCACAUCAAAAUACGAACCCUACAGCUCAAGCAAGACCGAUAAACCUACAUCGAAAUAUGAUUCUUACAGCUCUAGUAAAUCAGAUAAACCCACUUCAAAAUAUGAUUCCUACAGCACGAGUAAAACAGAGAAACCUACAUCUAAAUACGAAAAAAAGGAUUAUUCAAAACUUACCGUACCAUCGGUCACCACCAACAAAAGCAGAGACGUGAGUCCUGUAUCGACCUCGAAAUAUAGUUUGAGCCGACCUUCACGGCACUUAAGUCCGGAGAGGAGAACUACGAAAAUGUACAAAGAUAAAAGCCGAGAUCCUAGCCCAGGAGAUCUCGAUAAAGACAUUCCAAGCAAGACUGACAAGUCUACAGGCUACACUAGCCUGUCGAGUUACAAGUUAUAUCCUCGUACUUCAAAUUAUACACGACCUGCACCUAAAGCAGAAGCAAAACCAGAAAUUACAGUCAACAGAUAUGCCAUAGCAAAUAGGUUAUCUUCUAAUUACUUAAGAAGUCCUCCUACUGUAAAACGAGCCUCAGUAUCUCCGGUCAACCACACUGAGACCAUACCCAAACUCGAAGUGAAAACAGAAGCAGAGAAAUGUGUUCCACAGCCACCGAUAGUAGAAGAAGUAAAGCCACAAAUAGAAACUGUUAGUGACAAUAGUGAAAAUGUAAAUUCAAAUGGAACUAAUGAAGAAAUAGAUGAUAAUGAGACUGAAACGAUUACUAUAAUAACACGUCAUACUUCGCCAACCCCACCUGGUUCCUCAGCAUACGUGCGGAGUAGGAGAGCAGAUAUGGCAAAAACUAUUGAGAAGUCAAUAACCAGAGCUAAAAAGAGGCCUGAGAUGAUAGAUAAAGAAAUUCAGUCAGACAGGUUAGAUGACCCAACAAGAUCAAGUAGAUUUGGGAGUACUGCAAGGACUAGCGUAACCAACUGGUCAUAUUAUACCCCGAAUUCCAAUAGUUAUACUGGAUACGCAGGAAGAUAUUCAACGCAAUAUUCUAAUUUGAGAGAAAGUCCAGGCAGUAACUCUUACUCUGCUAGUGAUAGAACCGGCAGAAGCCACAGUACUGAGCCUGAAAAGAGAGAAAAUUCUAUAAGCACCUCUCCGUCUGAACAAAACAGAAUAGAGGAAAGCCCUGUUUCUAACCAUAUAGGAGAAUCAAAUAAUGAUAUUAUUUCUGUAUACGCUGAACAAAAUAAAAGCACUGAUUCAGAAAUAAUAAUAAAUGUUAAUUUGAAAUUGAAAAGAGCUAAAAGUCCAACAGCAUCCACCGAAUUAGUCUCACCUGAAAUUACAAUUACAAAUAGCCAAUUACCACCACAAGCUCCAAAGGCAGAAGGAACCACCAAAACAAAGAAAGUCAAAGUGAAAAAGUCCAUUACCGACUCAUCUACAGAAUCAGGUUCUAAGAAAAAAAUAAUUAAAAGGAGAAGCAAGUCAGUUAGUUCCACAGAUUCAGAUCAAGGAAGUGAAGUUAGUGACAAGGGAUCAUCGCCGAAAAGUUUACAAAAAAAUUCGUCAAGUAGUAAUGUACCAAAUGGAAUUUCAAAAUUAAAACAUUCCAAAUCUCGCGAGAGUGCCAGCCCGGAAUCAAGUAUUACUUUAUCAACGCAAUCAUCGAUUAGUGAAGAUGAAACGGUUUCUAAGUCCAAAACGAAUGAACUGUCUAGAACAUCCGCAGAUGAAGUAUCGAUUCCAACUGAUCGAUCAGGGAAACAGCCAUCUCCCGUACCGCAACAAAAGAAUGAAACUGGAACAGAAGAGGCUAAAUCCUUUUUAAUACGAGCUCUCGCACCAGUCACUAAUUUGUUUAAAAUGAGGCAUCAAGAGAGUAGUGAAAAUAGUCGCUGGCUAGAAAGUUCCACUUCAGAAUCAACAGGCAAAGACGUUUCGAAUAUUACAACUGAAAGUGACAGGUCAAGUAAGCCAAAGAUUGAUACUACAAAUAUCAUAGCAUCAAACGACGACAACCUAGUCAAAUUAACAGCCAUAAGGCCAAUAGAAUCAGGUGAGAAGGCGUGGUGGUUAGAUUCUGAAUCGGACCCAAAAAGUAGUUUGCAAAAUAGUGAACACCAGAGGUCACCUUCAGAAAAGAACAUUCCUCGAAAGAUAAGACCUGUAGAAUCAGGAGAGAGAGCAUGGUGGCUGGAGUCGAAUAGUGAAAGUAAACACGAAAGUCAAAAUUCACAUAAUGCACACACUAAUUCUACAGAGAGCUCGGAUAAAAUGAAGCCUCUUAAGAAAUGUAAAUUUGCAGAAGAUGAAAAGCCUUGGUGGCUUGACAGUUGCGCAAAUAUACCAGAAGGAAUCGAGCGACUCAGUCCACCUAGAAAAUCAUCAAGUGAUAGUGAAAAAAGCGAGAAAUUUAACUUUUUCAAGCUCCGUCAUAAUGAAUCAGGUGACCAAAAGGAUUGGUGGCUCACUAGUAAUGAAAAUUCAACUAAUAGCAGUAAACCAGAGUUAAGCUUAAACUUAAGUAAAUCUGGAUCUGAACGAAAUUUCCCAUUAAGGCGAAUACGUCACAUAGAAUCUGGAGAACGACCUUGGUGGUUAGCCAGUGACAAAAACAUUCCAGAAGGUAUAGAAAAGUUACCAACGCCUCCACCACCUGAAGAAAGUGACUCCUCAGACUCCGAAGUACAGGUGUACGUUCCGCCGACACAUAUCCCACCAUUUCCUCUACAUUUACCUGACGACGAACCUUUGGGAGCCAGGAGAAGUCCAGAAGGAUUAGAAACACCUAAAGAAAACGAUGAGUAUAGAGGGCGAACAUCACCUUACGAAAACAGCAGGCAAUUUAGGAGACCAUCAACAAAUUCUUACCAAAAAGGCGUAAAUAAGUACAUAUCUCGUUACACUGACAUCGACGAUAUCCUUGGAACUUCUGGACAAAUAUACAGUCCGUUUAUGGACUCAAUAUUAGCAAGAAGAACCGGACAGAUGCCAUUCGACGACGAUGCGUGUGAAGAAAUAGAUCCGACACAAGUCAGAAUCCACGAUAGCACGGCGCAGCGGCCUGUUAUUAAGAAAAUUCGUUCCAGAAGCAAUAUCAUCGACUACCGGGACGAAGAUCAACUUGAUGACGCAACUCUGCAGGUCUUCAAAGAUGGCGAUUAUGGACCUUACUUAGACCUGGACUCCACACUUGGAGAACAGGAUGAAGAACUUGACGGACUUCAGGACAGCCGCAAAAAUGCGUUGGUGCUCCGUACCCAGUUGUCUGUCCGCGUACAUGCCAUCAUUGAGAGAUUGCUUCACUCUCAAGGUCGGGAAUUGCGCAGGGCUUUGUUUACGCUCAAACAGAUCUUGCAGUCGGAUAAGGACCUCGUUCAUGAGUUCGUGGCCAAUAAAGGCCUGGACUGCCUCAUGCAAGUCGGGAACAUGGCGGACCACAACUAUCUCGAUUACAUCCUCCGAGCUCUUGGCCAGAUACUCCUAUACGUGGACGGGAUGCACGGAGUGAUGGCUCACGCACGCUGUGUUCAGUGGCUAUACUCACUCAUCGCCAGCAAGUUCCGUCACGUCGUCAAAACCGCUUUGAAGUUACUCCUUGUCUUCGUGGAGUACACUGAUAAGAAUUGUCUCCUCCUCAUCGAUGCCAUUGUUUCCGUAGAUAAUUCUAAUGGCAGGCAGCCCUGGUACAACAUCAUGAAGAUCCUACAGGACUUUGACGCUUCGGAUACGGAGCUCCUGAUUUACGCCACGACUUUGAUCAAUCGGUGUCUGAACAAUGUUCCCGAGAGAGACACUUAUUACGAUCAAGUUGAUGCUUUGCAGGAACAAGGCAUAGAUGACAUCAUACAGCUAUACAUGUCUAAACAAGGAACCGAUUUAGAUUUGCUGCGACAGCUUCAGAUAUUUGAGGCUGUGUUGUUGUACGAGGAUGGAGACGAAUCUGGCACCGCCCUUAAACAACUGGAUGAUUCAGUUAUCAAUUCGAUUCGCCGCAGAAGUAUAAAUUUAAGUGGCCCUGAACGGCGAAAAUCUAAGAAACAACAAUCCAAAGAGAAAGCAAAACCAGUCAUCACUCACACGGAAACAGACAAUAAAAUAACAAAUCACCAUCGAACACAAUUCUUACCAUCUAUUACUGAUAACAAUAAAGAGAACAAAGAACUGAGCUCAGCUUUAAGAAGAAGAAGAGACAGAUACGCGAGGCAGGCACACCAUAUUAUUCAACAACAGGAGAUGCUAAACAGUUCCAGUGACAUUUACAAUGGACUGUUUGGUAGCGCUAAUGGGAGCUACAAUAACACCAAUGGGAGUGUUACUACCACAAAUGGGACUUUUUCAACUCCUAACGCGAGCUUUACAAGCACUAAUGGUAGUUUCACAAGCCCAAACGGAAGCUUUUCAAGCCUUAACGGAAGUUUUUCAAGUGCCAACGGGAGCUUUGCGAGUACUAAUGGAAAUUUUACAAAUUUAAAUGGGAAUUACACAAACACAAACGGGAAUGUUACUACCACGAAUGGGAACUAUACAAAUGGCACUUACAACAAUAAUAAUAAUAAUAAGAGUUAUUCGGGUGUCAAUGGCAGUACAAAUGGUUCUAAUCACGUGAAUGGAGUCAAUGGUCACCAGGAAGAAGAUGACACUUACUACAAUAGGACAUCCAAGAACUUUAACUUAGCCGAUGUUUUAAAGAAUGGAACCCAAAGGUACACAUCUGGUCUAAAGCAAAGAAUUCAAAAUGGAACUUUAGGUCAUAGCGUGAAUGCGGUGGAUGCAAUCGCUGUAAUACGCCAAAAGCAGGUUGACACGCCACCUGAGGUUAAAGAUGAUCGUGGAAUACUGCUCAAUAGAGAACACAGCAUUAAAGAUCUAGCUCAAAGACUGACCAGCCCAGUCAGCCCAACCUCGGAGGACAAACCUCUGAGAGUGUCUGACAUGGCAGGCAUCGUAUCGAAAGCCAAAGAAGAGUUAGCUAAAUCUCAAUCGAAAGAAAUCAUAAAAAGCCCUACCAUUGAGAAGUCAGCCAAAGUCCAUGAAAUCAAAGUAUCGGAGAACGAUUUGCAUUGGGAGGAACUUCGAAAGGGUUGUCUACACAGGGAAUUCCAUUUAUGUGAUUUGGAUUUCUCUGAUCUUCGUGAAGAUUCUGAUGAUGAGAUGUCAUCACCUAUUGUUAACGCAGCCAGUGGUCCUCCUCCUCCUCCCCCGACAAUGUUCCCACCUAUGGGAAUGCCUCCUCCCCUUCCCGGUUGCUUUCCUAUUAAUUCUAAGAAUAAUGUACCUACUCCUCCAAAACCGGCUCUUUCUUCAGAGUUGUCAAACGAUUCUGACAGCUCUACUAUAAAGAAAAAUAAAAAGACAGUUAAGCUGUUCUGGAGGGAGAUCCAAGAGAACCCUAUUCCUGUAGCCAUCAGACCUAAGGUCGGAGGGUUCAUCUGGGACGAUCUGCCCAGCGUCAGCGUUGACACAGCUAUGCUUGAGCACCUGUUUGAGUCUAGAACCAACGACUUAAUAAUCAAAGUAAAAACUUAUGGAACCAAAGAGAAACCUUAUACUAGACGCAAAGCGAUCUAACGCUAUCAACAUAGCGAUGAAGAAGCUGCCCACACCACAGACCAUAAAAGCGGCCAUCAUGAAAAUGGAUG